Molecule: messenger RNA, 1842 nt
Organism: Microstroma glucosiphilum
Lineage: Eukaryota; Fungi; Basidiomycota; Exobasidiomycetes; Microstromatales; Microstromataceae
Exons: 2
Coding region: 1-1842 (613 amino acids)
Source: RefSeq, a predicted model, not a curated record
AUGCCCAGGCCCUCAGCGCCUGCAGCGAUUACCUCUUCCAGCACCACUCACGCCCUUCCUGCCUCAAUUUCGACAACUUCUGCCUCCCCCGCACUCACCACUACAUCAGUAUCGGCACUCCUCACCCAAUUCAAUGCACCCGAGCGAGGUACCACUCAUAGCAGAGCUAGCAGUAUCGCCUCAGACUCUCCCAAGAGGCCCCAGACACCACAGCUAGGCCCUGUCGCCCGUCUACGCGAAUCUGGCAACAGCAAUCGGGCUCCACAAAGCCCAAACAGCGCUGAGCUUGGUCAGGGUAGCUCCGUUGACGACUCUUUUGCUGGCAGCUAUAGCAUUCCUAAACGGAGGAGCUCACUAGUCGGGCCGCAGCAUGACGCUGGCGUUAGCCCUGUGCAGCUUGGACGCAGGCUCAGAGCCACAACAAAUAGUGUCGAUGAAUCUCUACCAAGAAGCAGAAAUGUUACAUUUGACUCCACGGCCGAUACUCAAGGUAGUAGAAGCUCAGCUCCUUCUUCGCCAGGCGAGAAUGCCGAGCCUGUCGGGGGCGAUUACAAAGAGCCUGAAGUGUUUGGCGAGGUCAGUACUGAAUCCUUUGGUGCAGCUCUCCAAAGUCUUAAGGAAAUAGAAAGUCGCAACAACUCUUCUACAGCUGCGAAGGAAAGCACAGGACUAGGCAGUGAUCUGCCUAUGCCGGCAGAGGCCCUUCAAGUACUCGAGCAAGCUACCAAGCACAGCGAGAAUCUCUCCGAGGUGGAUAGAGACAGGGCGACCGCUGAGCUUCGCGCUCAUUCCGAGAAGCAGCUCAUCAACGAGCAAGACAAGGAAAGGCGCCAGAGUGAGCUUGACAGCUUUCAAGAGCAGAGCCAGCGCAACGAGCGUAGUGUGCUUGCCGAACAGAUUGAGCCAAGCAAUGAAGAGUCUCAGUCAGGACUGAGUCCCCCCCUUGAAUCGGCGAAGCCAUUCAUUGAGACUUCUGAACCUCGACUACGCAGACGUCGCAACUUCUCCGCUUCGCAGAUGACUGCCGAUGCAGAGGAAGAAGCAGACGUGGUCGAGUCUGUGCAGGCUAGCGACAGCGUGACGGAGGAGACGCCAGGUGCUACCGAGGGCAGGCCAGGUGCUAUAAUGGAGGCACCAAUUGUUGCCGGAGAUGUUCCAGGUGCCAUCAGAGAGACACCUGGUGCUAUUGGACACACGCGAGGUGCUGUCGGACCAGAGCAAGCCGAUGCGCUUGAUGCCUUUGUGCCGCCUAGUAUGCAGGUGAUCCACGCUGGCAACGACGAUGGCUCGGACGGAAGCGCUCAAGUCUCACAGGCUCCAGCCGAGUCUGUCGAAUCCGGUGCCUCGAUUCUCGCUGAUUCGGCGCCCGUGAAGGCCGAGAGCGACACAACCGGGGCGUUGGAAGGGGCAACAGUGGCACAGGAGCCGAGCGCUGAAGACGCCAAAGUAACAGCCGCCCUCACAGGUGCGGCUCCGAGCAUUGAGAGCGCUGAACAAAGCGAAGAGGUCAACGACGUAAAGUCUAAGGCUGUGGGGCCAGAAGGAGUGGAAAAAGCAAAGGUGGCCGAGCCUCCCACAACCGAGGGUGCCAAAGAGCUCCUUCCCGACUCUAAAAUGACUACAUCGACGGACAGAAAUGCCAGUCAUCGAAAGCCUGGCAAGCUUACGGCCAUCGAGCGCCAGAUCAAGGAAGACGGCGCCAGAGUCUCUUCGGUGACGGGCAAAGGCAGGCCAGGCUACGAAGUGCUAGUCAAGAAGCAAAAGGGCCCAAGAAUACCCAUCAGUGACCAUUCCCAAGAGAGCUCAUGCGAAGCUUCCUGCUACGACGACGACUUCGGGUGA